This is a messenger RNA of Dibothriocephalus latus, 183 nucleotides long. NCBI's taxonomy places the organism in Eukaryota, Metazoa, Platyhelminthes, Cestoda, Diphyllobothriidea, Diphyllobothriidae. The record is from the annotation of a GenBank genome assembly.
GACGAUGAUGAUCAUGAUGAUGAUGACGAUGGUGAUGAUGAUGAUUAUUAUUAUUAUCACGAUGAUGAUGAUGAUUACGAUGGUGAUGAUGAUGAUGAUUACGAGGAUGAUGAUGAUGAUGAUGAUGAUGAUGAUGAUGAUGAUCAAGAGGAGAAAGAAGAAGUUAUGAACCUUAUUUCCUGA